Xyrichtys novacula (pearly razorfish) is the source of this 5010-nucleotide messenger RNA. The record is from the annotation of a GenBank genome assembly. Lineage: Eukaryota; Metazoa; Chordata; Actinopteri; Labriformes; Labridae.
AUGGCGGUCAUCUAAUACAGUUCAUGUUUUUUUCAUGUGUUUUUAUUUCUUGCAUUUUAUUAUUAUUGUGCAGAUCCUUUGGUUUCCUCCCCAAGAGAGGCUCCUUCCUUGGGAGGAGAAAGAUGACACCAAAGGCCACACCUCCCAAACCCUGGAAACCCUUCACUUUUUAUUUGUACCUGAUGAACCUGAACUCAGAGACAACCCCAACACCUGAAGGAGAGUUCAGGCUUGCGCAGGCUGGACUUGGAAAGAGGCUUAUCAACAUGUCUAACGACAUGAGUCAUGAUCAGGUAUUAACAAGAUAUAAUUAUAUAAUUUAGUACUUUAUUGUAAACUGCAGCAUGUAGUACAGUAAGACAUUGAAGCUAAAAAUAUAGAAUAAAAGUCCUUUGUAUGGGCAUUCCUGGGUAUGGGCUUAAUAUUGAUGACAUGAGCUAUCUCCAUACAUAGGCAUAAAGUCCAGAUUUGGGCUUAGUAAUGAUGACAUCAAGGAUCUCCUUUAUAUAGGCAUAAAGAGGAGUCCUACUUCUUGGUCAGUGAUGACAUCAGGGAUCUCCAUAUAUGGACAUAAAGGGGAGUCCUACAUCUUGGUCAAUGAGUCAGAGUGAUUUCUGAACAGUGAUCUGACAGUGAUGUCUUAACAGUCCAACAUCUUGGUCAGUGAUGUCAGAACAAUUAGACAGACAUCACGCUGAGUGAUGUCAGAGUGUCAUCACGAGUGCGAUAGACUAACACGACAGGCACGGACAAGAGGUUUAUAACAACUUGUCAAAACAUACGGGUUAAAAUUUCUUUUUAAAUGCCUGUCAUCAUCCUAGUGUGGGGCUAUUUUCCAUUAUUUAAAAAUCAGUUUCUAUGCUAACCCUUUCCUCUUAGUUCACCUUACUGCUGCAAGUUGAGUACCCAAAGAUGAAGAAUCUCACUGGAGGCUACUACCUCUAUAAGGCUACAGGUAGUGAGAAUGUGUAAACUAUUAUCUAUUGUAAUACAUUGCCAUAUAACCUGCCCCAUCAUUUGAAUUAUCCUGACAAUGUUGUUUCAGGUGGUCAGGGCAAAAGACGACUUACUGUCAUCUCGCCAGACUUCAACGAUGGCUACACGGCGAGUCUAUCAGAAGUGCUACGGGGGGAGGGAAGAAUGCUCUGUAUGCAGUGCCUUUACAGUACAGCUUUGAUAUGACGCCUUUACCUCCAGAUGCACUAGAGUUUCUCCACACUCCUGAAGAACGCUGCCAAAAGUGCAGGGUUCCUUACCCCUUGCACUUUUUGCAAGGCCACAUUAGGGAGUGUAAAGAGACUUCGUCAGAGGAUGACGAUUAUGAGGUAAGUGUCACCAUGAAAUAUGAAUUUUAAUUUCCUGUCCAUUGAGUCCAAAAAUCUAUUUAAUAUUUAACUGAUUAAUUGAAGAAUUUGUUAGAGGUUUCCAAUAUGAAAAUAUACAGUUUCAUGAUGGUACAAAUCACUGGUACACGGUCAACUAAAAGGAUAUUUUAGAAUUUUUACUUAUUAACUCAGGAACCACUAUGUAUCUCAUGACAUUGAAAGACUGAUAGAUAAAACACAGUACUUUCUAUAGAAUAAUACCAAUAGAGGGUAUGCGCGUGAUAUCAUCAUCAUACCCAGAAGUUAUGCAGGAACACCUUCUUAGUGGCAAAAACUACUUUCUGGAUCUUACAGUGCAUAAAUCCAAACAAAAAAGUCCUAUCUGAUUGCAUUAAACAAUAGCAAACUCAAUUUGCCCCUCAUUUUGCCACUCGAUUUGCCGUUCGCUUUAAGCAUAUGCAUACCCUCUAUACGAUAAGAACAGAUCCUAACUACACUUGAUCUUAGCCAUGUGCAUAUCCCUGCAUAACUCCAUUUUCGGGAAUUGACAUAUGUCAAGAAGAGUUUUGUGAUUUUAAUUAUUUUGAAGGGGAAUGACAUGUGGUCUACCUGAUCUACGUUUUGGGAACCCCUGUAUUACAUCUAUUUAGAGUGUUCUUUCAUUCAUCUUAGACAUCUCCAGCUGAUGUUGAGAUACUGUCUGUGACGGCACCCCAAGCCACUGAUAUGAUGUCACCUCCUGUGAAGCAAGACAAGCAGAAUUCUGAAGAAGUAUGUGUUUCUUCACUGUUUUAUGAAAUGCUUGCAUUAACUGUUUUGUAUGGCUGGGGAUGUUAUUUUCAAAUUGUUUUAUCUCCAUCAGAAAGUCGAGUGUCCUAUCUGCUUCCAGAAGUUCACAGCACAUCUCCUGCAGGUCCAUGCUAGCGCAUGUGGAGAAAGGUAUUGAGAUUGUGCAUAUUUAAUUUUAUAAAGAUUUUUGUACUUUGCCCCUUACAUCAACAUGUCUCACUUGUAGCUACCUAUAUAAACAAGAGGAGGCUCGUAGCGAGGACAUCAGUGAGAUGUCUACCGUGGGCCAGAAGGAAGGAGAGGAGAUUAAAACGUAAUUAAUUUCUAAAUACAUAAAGAUUUUAAAAAAUGUUGUCAUUUACAUGCCUUAAUUAUGAAUUAUGUUUUGCAGUGUUGAUGAUGUGUUGAACACCAUCUCUAAGCGUGUUGACAGAGCGCGGGAGUUCAAAAUCCUCAUCUCCAGAACUAACAUUCUGGAGAGAGGCCUUCUACAGUGGCAGCGCCAAAAGAAGCAUUCACCUGCUUCUACUCUGAAAGUGAGUUUCAUUGGGGAGGCAGGAGUGGACACAGGUGCUCUCCGGAGAGAAUUUCUCACAGGUAAAACAAUUACAUACUUCGAUUCUUAUAUACUGACAUCUAAUGUACCUAUUUUAAGCUAGAUCUCAAAAUAUUUUCCCCUCCACAGAACAUGUAUACAUUCUGAUAGACAAAUACACCUAAGAAAGUCAAUAAAGUAUAAUUAAGCAGUGAAAAUAGCAGAUCUACAAGCUCACAAUGCAGAUAAUAAGAUUAUUAAAGUAAAUUUACCCCCAUUGAUUCCAGAUGGGGACCCGCGUCGACGCAGGUCCCCAUCUGGAAUCAAUGGAGGUAAAUUUUCCAAAAUCAUUUUCUGGUCCUAGGAAUGCGACAGAUACAAAAAAAAAUACUAUUGAACUCAGGUGUCGAAGGCAUGAGUAAUCAAUAGAAAAAAAGUCAUUUUGGGGGUGAACUACUCCUUUAAGUGCCCAGCAAAGACUGUUUGUUCCUCUUGGUAUAGAAAUGGUUGCCGGAAUCAAGGGCCAGUUCUUUGAGGGACCACAAAAUCAGAGGAUUCCACGCUAUUCUGUGACCGACUUUGACAAUGGCCUAUUCAGGUAUGUUUUAUAUAUAUAUAUAUAUAUAUUCAGGUGUGUUUUUUAUGGGGGGGGGGGGGGCUACAGUAUGGACAAACCACUCUAAAUGUUUUUCUAACAAGUAAAUGUAUUAAUGUUCAAUGUGUGUUUAUAGGAGUGUCGGAGAGAUUUUUGCUGUCAGCCUGUCACAAGGUGGCCCUUGUCCUGCUUGCUUCGGCCCAUGGACUUACAAAUACCAGUGGGCAGAUAGACACAAUGGAUCUCAACAGUAGCGCAGUGGCAGAUUUACAGUUGCGGUCCUUAAUUGACAAGGUAUGUCUUAUCCUCUGAAAAAUGGGAAAGAAAAUGAAGAGGGUAGGGCAUUUUGUGUCAUGUUAUGUUUACAUAGAAUAUUGCUUAGGGAUGAUCUUUGUGUUAAUGUAACAUCUUUAGGUUAAGUCGUCGACUGAGGAAUCAAUUAAUGGCCUGUCUGAAGAAAUCUACAACCUUGGAUUCACUGGAAAUGUGUCCAUUGUCCGGUAUGUGCAUUUCUUUUCAUCUAAGAAGAUAUACUUGGAUUUGGUUUUGUAGCUGAUCUUUUUUUCCUGUUGCAGUGCCAUCAUACUACAUGCAGUGCUGAGGUUGCAGCCCAUGUUGGAACAGCUAACAGAAGGCCUGAAGCUGUUUGACCUCCUCUCACUCAUCAGGAAAUACCCAGACAUCUGCCGGCCGCUGUUUGUUCCUGGGGAAGAUAUAAAAGUAAGAAAGAACAACAACCAUGUUCACUUAUCACAAAGUUUGGAAAUUUGUUUUGUAUAUUAUUUCACUGUUGUAACAAUGCUACAUGGCAAUAACCUUUAUACAGUUGAAAAGGUUUGGGGGGGGGGGGGUAUGCCAUGAUGCCAUAAAGCCAUAAAACAAAUUUCCGUGCCUAGCACAAUAUAUUCAGAUGAACUCAGGCCAGCAGGUGUGUGGGGGAUAUAUGACCUAUCCCACGGAUUAGUGUAUCAUAUGGGUAUAUACUAAGCCACCCAGGAACCCAACCUUGUUACCCCAGCCAACAUUUUGUGUUCUAUUAUGAAUUGAAGGAUUCUAUAAUUAACACAUUUUUCAUUAUAGGUUUGUCGAGUUUGUCAUGUCAUCCUUUAGUCCUCAACUGAAUGAUAAAGGGACUAACAGGCAUCAAGUCGAGAUGAAGAUGAUGGACUUCCUUCAGGACUUCCUUUAUGAAGUUGAAGCCAAAGGUAUAUAGCUUUAGGUUUUAUAAAUGACUGCUUGUAAGUCUUCAAGAUACCCAGAUGCUACCUGUAGUUACGAGCAGGUACAUUUUAUGCUCCCUAAAAAAACACUUUUUAAGAUGGAUCUGUAUAGCAACAUUUUUUUAAUUAGAAUUUGAAGGUUUUCAGAAACCUUAGGUUUUAGAAUUGGUCUCAGAUCUAAAUGGGUAAACUAUAACUCUUAUUUGUUUCAUAGCUGAAAAUCCGGUUUCGGAAAAUGAAAACAAGGAUCCUGAAGAUGAUGACACCGAUGGCCCAAGUCCCAUCACACCUGCUAGGCUUCUUCAGUGGAUGACAGGCCAAGGUCAUAUUCCACUUCUGCCCUCUGAGAGGGAACUUUUUGCUGUUAUCCUGAAGUUUAACCACGACUGCACUGCAGACUUUGGGGAUCACAGUGUGUGUUACCCCAUUGUGUCUGCAUGUGCCAAGACCAUUUCUCUGCCUGUAAGGCACAUGAGCUCCUAUGAGCAAUUCAAAAUGGUUCUAACAGAGGCUUUCCAUCUUGGCCAAGAAUUCAGCAAAGUGUAA